AUGAAAGGACUCACUGACAACCCCAGCUACAUCAUUGAACUAAUGGAGGGAGGAGUGACGCUCGAGGACAUCAUUGAUGGACACAUCUAUGAACAGGCUCUGGGUGAGAAGAAUGCAUUUGUAGUGGCGGACCUUGGAGCCCUGAUGCGACAGCACGUGUGCUGGCAAAGCACUGUGCCGUAUCUGCAGCCUUACUUUCCAGUCAAGUGCAACAGCAAUCCUGCAGUGAUUGAGGUGUUGGCCUCUUUGGGACUCGGCUUUGUGUGUGCUAACAAGGCUGAAGUGAACCUGGUACUGGAGAAUGGUGUCCCACCAGAGAAUAUUAUUCUAUCAGGUGUUUGCAAGCAGCUGGCUCACAUCAAGCAUGCAGCCAAGAAUAACGUCCAGCUCCUCGUUUGUGAAAAUGAAGCCGAACUAGCAAAAAUUUCUCGACUCCAUCCGAGUGCAAAAUUGCUGGUGCAGUUGACCACAGAUGCCCAUGCAGCUGAAACCAGUAUGGCUUUUGGGUCUUCUUUAAAGAGCUGCCGCCAUCUUUUGGAAGCGGCGAAGGAGCUGGGAAUCCAGGUGGUUGGGGUGACAUUUCAUAUUCCCACUUCAUGCCAAGACGCCGAAGAGGCCUACACCCAUGCACUGUCGGACGCUCGCUGUGUGUUUGACAUGGGGGAGGAGCUUGGCUUCAGCAUGGACAUCCUGGAUAUUGGUGGGGGUUUUAGCGGAUCAGAGUGUCAACUCAAACAGGUUGAGUCAACAAUAAGGCCACUGCUGGAUGCUUACUUCCCACCACUGUCUGGGGCACAAAUGUUUGCAGAGCCAGGCAACUUUUAUGUAGCUUCUGCUCUAAGUCUGGCAGUUAAUGUCAUUGGCAAAAAGUUAGCAACUUGUCCCUGGGAUGGUCCUGUUGAGGGCGACAACGAUAACACAGAGUUCCUGUAUUUUAUGAAUGAAGGCGUUUAUGGCUCAUUCAGCCCAAAGCUUCUGGGAAACUCAAUUGCUGCUCCUACUGUGCACAAGCAUUCGCUGUGCACUGAAGAAGUGGCAUAUCCCUCCACCUUGUGGGGCCCAUCUCUGGAUCAGCUUGACCAAGUGGUGGAGCGCUGCCUGCUGCCGGAGUUGUUUGUAGGGGACUGGCUGAUCUUCUCCAACAUGGGUGUCUUUGGUCUGGACCAGUCCACCUGCCUGUCCAACUCGUCUCAGCUGCCUGUGUACUACACUGUGUCCGUCUCUGACUGGGAUGACCUGCAGGAGGCUGGGGUUUCAUUGGACAGUGCCAUCAAGAUGUUCUCCUUGGGCCAGUACAACGCACACGCACACGGGAAACCGGAGCAGUCAUCAGCGGAGACUGCGACCACUCUCCACCCCACUGCAUUCAGGGAGGCACAUGUGGAUGGACAGGGGAAAGGUGACCGCGCGGUGUCUGCAGUAACCUACAUCAACUGUCCAACUUUAUCACACACCCUCUCUGCCAGCCUACUCUCAUCUUCUGAAGGAAAAAUGUAUCAACUCCCAGUGACCAAUGUGGACAAAAUUCGGAAGGCUCGAAAAUCUGUAAAAAAGGUCCUUGGUGACAUCGGCCUUGAGGAUUGUCAGGAAUAUAUCAAGGUUCUUGAUGAAAAUGCGGAGAAAGAUUCAGAUGAUGAGGAAGCUUUUGAGGACACUGAAUGGGUAGAUUUCACAGAUGGAUUCAAUGGAAAAAUGGAGAAGAGGUGGCCUUAUCGCUCUCGGGGUCUGUGUUGUGCCAUGUGCAAGUACUCCACACAGAAUAUCUACAACUUCAGGAGUCAUGUCUCAAGAUGUCAUUCCUUUUUGCAGUCCCUCUGCUCCCUUGCGAUGUGCACACAGUGCACCUUCACCGGUCAUCCCAAGACGGAGGCCUUUAAGUGCAUCUACUGUAACGGCGUGUACACGGGGAAGGUAACGCAACAGGCCGUGAUGCUUCACAUUCAGCGCUGCCGUUGUUGUCCCAAACAGCUGCAGACCAUCAAAACGGCUCCAGAACCACCAAGAAAAAAUAUAACCGCAACCGUUCCUGCAAAACCAGUUCAACAGAUCGCAUCCAAAUCGACUGGCGUUUACUUUGUUCAAAUGCCGCAGGGGAUGACUAUUAAACAAGCUUUAGCGCCUGCCCCAUCUCAAGUCGCACGACCAGCGCGAAAAGAACCAGACGUGCAGCUUAAAACCCCCGAAGAGUUGGAGUCUCAAAAAAGAAUAGAAGCGGCUUUGAAGGCGGUCAUGGAGGCCAACAAACGAGAGCGGGAAGAAAGAGCUGUCAAGCGCCAAAAGAUGGAGCAUGAAAGGGCGGAGAGGGCCAAAAUAAGACAGGAGCAACGAGAGCAGGAAAGCCCUUCUCCCGAACCUCAGAUUAACCCAGAUGUUAAGUUGGCUUUAGAACCCACAGCUACAGAGCGCCGCAACGAUGACGAACGGAGACUGUUUUGUACUAAAUACUUUAACCGUAAUCCAUAUGCAACUAAAGCAGAGACUGAGGAGCUGUGCAAGAGGCUGUGCCUAACCAGGGCAGAGCUGGGGGCCCUCUUCGGCGCGAGGCGUUCAAAGUGUAUGAGAAGCUUGAAGAACCUCAGGGCGGGAAUUCUUCUUGGCUUCAACAUGGCUGAGCUGGGGAAGGUCAAACACAACCUGGACAUUCCCGAACAGAAGCCGCAGGACAUCUCCGAUCAAACUGAGCCGGAGACGGAAGACUCUGAAGACGAUGAUGAUUAUGACGAUGAGCCGCAGCAGAGGAAGUCAUCAGAGAUGCCCAUGGAAACGGAUCAACCACUGACAUAA
Messenger RNA from Knipowitschia caucasica, 2784 nucleotides. The record is from the annotation of a GenBank genome assembly. Lineage: Eukaryota; Metazoa; Chordata; Actinopteri; Gobiiformes; Gobiidae.